Molecule: messenger RNA, 1182 nt
Organism: Pseudocercospora fijiensis CIRAD86
Lineage: Eukaryota; Fungi; Ascomycota; Dothideomycetes; Mycosphaerellales; Mycosphaerellaceae
Exons: 1
Coding region: 1-1182 (393 amino acids)
Biological process (GO): branched-chain amino acid catabolic process; response to nutrient
Molecular function (GO): catalytic activity
Source: RefSeq, a predicted model, not a curated record
AUGGCCCGACCUUUGAGUAGCACAGCUGCUCGCAUUGCGCGCUCAGUACAGUCCAGCAGCAGAAGGACGUACGCUUCACAUCCGGCAAAUGCACGGCUGAACAUACCAACCGAUUAUGGAACAACACCUCUACUGAGCCAUACUUCGAAGGCAGCACUCGCAAACCCUGAACUUUCACAAGAAGCCAAAAAUGGCACAACAUCACGCAUCAAUCUUUUCUCGGCCAUCAACGCUGCAAUGGCUCAUGCUUUACGUUCUGACGAUCGUGUGCUCCUUUUUGGAGAAGAUGUCGCUUUCGGUGGAGUAUUCCGCUGCUCCAUGAAUUUAGCGUCUGAAUUUGGUGAAGCUCGUGUCUUCAAUACUCCUCUUUCAGAGCAAGGAAUCGUGGGCUUUGCCAUUGGAGCUGCUGUUGAGGGCAUGCGACCCAUUGCCGAGAUUCAGUUCGCCGACUAUGUUUUCCCAGCAUUCGACCAGAUUGUUAACGAGGCCGCGAAAAUACGAUAUCGAGCUGGGAGCAAUGCCGGAAUGGAUUGCGGGGGCAUGGUGAUCAGAAUGCCAGCUGGUGGUGUUGGACAUGGCGCAUUGUACCACUCUCAAAGUCCAGAAAGUCUGUUCACUCAUGUACCAGGUAUGAGGGUUGUGAUACCCAGAAGUCCGGUGCAAGCAAAAGGAUUAUUACUCGCCUCCAUCGAGAGUCCGGAUCCAGUCAUAUUCAUGGAGCCGAAGAUACUGUAUCGUGCCGCCGUUGAACAUGUGCCAUCAGAAGCAUAUACUCUGCCUCUGAGCAAGGCAGAAAUACUUAAGGAGGGGAAGGAUGUUACCAUCAUAUCUUAUGGAACACCUCUAUAUACCUGCCAAUCCGCAAUCACGGCCGCGGAGAAGGAUUUGAAAUGCUCGAUUGAGCUGAUUGAUCUUCGAACCGUCUAUCCUUGGGAUCGCGAAGCAGUCAGCAAGUCAGUCAACAAGACCGGUCGCGCCAUUGUCGUCCAUGAGAGUAUGGUGAAUGCUGGAGUCGGCGCAGAGGUCGCCGCUACGAUACAGGACAAGUGCUUUUUGAGGCUGGAAGCGCCGGUGCAGAGAGUCGCGGGCUGGUCUACUCAUCCUGGUCUUGGUUACGAGAGGUUCAACAUACCGGAUGUCACACGCAUUUAUGACACGAUCAAGUCGGUAUUAGACUACUAG